Ochotona curzoniae (black-lipped pika) is the source of this 2131-nucleotide messenger RNA. It is a transcript of the gene GPR75, whose product is annotated as G protein-coupled receptor 75. Lineage: Eukaryota; Metazoa; Chordata; Mammalia; Lagomorpha; Ochotonidae. The transcript is spliced from 2 exons. Bases 291 to 1913 code for a protein of 540 amino acids. The record is from RefSeq and is a predicted model, not a curated record. Gene Ontology annotation, cellular component: membrane. Gene Ontology annotation, molecular function: C-C chemokine receptor activity. Gene Ontology annotation, biological process: G protein-coupled receptor signaling pathway.
UGACGGCGCCUCCGCGCCCCCGGCUCACCGCGGCUCCCGGGAUGCGCGGAGGCGGCGGCGGCGAUGGCGGCGAUGGCGACGGUGCCUCGGGCCCCGCAUCCUACGGGGCGGCGGGCCGAGCUGAGGUGUCGGCUGCGAGAUGGAGGAGGAGGGUCGGCGCUGCGCCCACCCGGCAGGCUCAUCUGCCUUGGGCCUCUUUUGUCACGUAUCACUCAUCUGUGAGUUGAAGCCCUGACUCUUCCCACUGAACAUUUCUGGAGAACAGCAGGAAGGGGCAUUUCUCUCUGAGGAUGAACUCGACAGACCCCCUUGAGGAUACCUCCAAUGCCACCGCGCUCCCCAUGCCUACCUGGCGGGGAGCAAACAGCUCCUCUCUGCAGGAGGAUCUUCAGGAUCUCAUCCACACAGCCACCUUGGUGACCUGCACUUUCCUACUCACCGUCAUCUUCUGCCUGGGCUCAUAUGGCAACUUCAUUGUCUUCUUGUCCUUCUUUGAUCCGGCCUUCAGGAAAUUCAGAACCAACUUUGAUUUCAUGAUCUUGAACCUGUCCUUCUGUGACCUCUUCAUCUGCGGAGUGACUGCCCCCAUGUUCACCUUUGUGUUGUUCUUCAGCUCAGCCAGGAACAUCCCAGAUGCUUUCUGCUUCACCUUCCAUCUCACCAGUUCAGGCUUCAUCAUCAUGUCCCUCAAGACAGUGGCAGUGAUUGCCCUGCACCGGCUCCGCAUGGUGCUGGGGAAGCAGCCAAAUCGGUCCUCCUCUUUCCCCUGCACCUUGCUCCUCACUCUGCUACUCUGGGCCACCAGCUUCACCCUGGCUACUUUGGCUACCCUGAAAACCAACAAGUCUCAUCUUUGUCUCCCCAUGUCCAGUCUAAUGCCUGGAGAAGGGAAAGCCAUUCUAUCUCUCUACGUGAUCGACUUCACCUUCUGUGUAGCUGUGGUUUCUGUCUCUUACAUCAUGAUUGCUCAGACCCUGAGGAGGAAUGCUCAAGUAAGAAAGUGUCCCCCUGUCAUCACAGUUGAUGCUUCCAGACCACACCCUUUUAUGGGGACCCACGUGAAAGGGGGUGGAGAGCCCAUCCAGUGUACCAUGCCGGCCCUGUAUAGGAACCAGCAUUACAACAAGCUGCAGCAUGUACAGACCCAUGGAUACACCAAGAGUCCCAUCCAUCUGCCAACUCCUGCAGCCAGCCGACUGCAGCUGGUAUCGGCCAUCAACCUCUCCACGGCCAAGGAUUCCAAAGCUGUGGUCACCUGUGUGGUCAUUGUGCUGUCAGUCCUGGUGUGCUGUCUUCCACUGGGGAUUUCCUUGGUUCAGGUGGUUCUGUCUAACAGUGCAAGCUUCAUCCUUUACCAGUUUGAACUUCUUGGAUUUACCCUUAUCUUUCUCAAGUCAGGACUGAACCCUUUUAUCUACUCCCGGAACAGUGCAGGACUGAGAAGGAAAGUGCUCUGGUGCCUCCAAUACAUAGGCCUGGGCUUCUUCUGCUGCAAACAAAAGACUCGACUUCGAGCCAUGGGAAAAGGGAACUUGGAAGUCAACAGAAACAAAUCCUCACAUCAUGAAACAAAUUCCGCCUACAUGUUGUCUCCCAAGCCACAGAAAAAAUUUGUGGACCAGGCUUGUGGCCCAAGUCAUUCGAAGGAAAGUAUGGUGAGUCCCAAGAUCUCUGCUGGACACCAACAUUGCGGCCAGAGCAGUUCGACCCCCAUCAACACACGGAUUGAACCUUACUACAGUAUCUAUAACAGUAGCCCUUCCCAGGGGGAGAGCAGCCCAUGUACCUUGCAGCCAGUGAACUCUUUCGGAUUUGCCAACUCGUACAUUGCCAUGCAUUAUCACACCACUAAUGACUUGUUGCAGGAAUAUGAUAGCACAUCAGCUAAACAGAUUCCAGUCCCCUCUGUUUAAACUCAUGGGGGCUACAGAAUCUUCUGUAAGUGAUUCACUGUCAUAUACUGAGUCUUUCUUAACUUUUUGGCAUCAGUAUCAGAUCAGAAUUUAAUGAUUUUGCUAAAGAAUUGACAAUGAAGACUUUUCUUUUGCCUGAAAUACUAUCUAUUGGUUUGCUUUAUAGUUUCUUGACAGCUUAAGAUUUCAUCUGAAAGUUUAUUUAGACCUUUACCUUG